CAACAACACGAUCUCUCUCUCUCCUUCUUCAUCUCUUCUCUCUCGUUCUGUAACUGUAGAAGAAGAAAAAAAAUUUGAAUCCAAAAAUCAAAAGAGAAACCGUAAAUCGAAACUGAAAAUAAACCGUCAUAGUAUAUAAAUCUCAGUAAACGAUUUCAUUGUAAUCAUUUCAUUUUCAACAAUCAAAAAAUCAGAGAAGAAAAAUGAUUGAAAAUAGGGUUUACGGAUUUUGAAGAUUGAAACAACAAAUUCAAAGAGUUGGAGUUGAUUUUGUAUCUGUUUUCAUAAGAAAGAGAUUAUCACCAGUUGCAGUUUCAGGCGAAAGAGAUGACAGGAAUGAGAAGAUCACCAAGAAUAAAUGCAAAAAGUAGAGAAGAAGAUGAUUCACAACAUAUUCAACAAAAUGUCAAUGUAGAAACCAAAAAGAAGAGGAAGAACAAGAAGAGACUGUUUGAAGAAAAGCAAAAAGAACAAGAGGAAGAGGAAGAUGAACCGAAACAAAAUUCAAGAAGAUUUACCAACCAAAAAGAAAAGGGUCAACAAGAAAUUAUUAGCAGAAAGAAGAACAAAGCAGAAGCAUGAUAAACCAGAGGAUUCAGAAGAAGAAGACUCAGAAAAAAUUGGCAAAGCUACUGCAAAAAAGAGAAAAACAGAGAACAAAAAGAAAGCAAAGGUACAGAAGAAGUAGAAGAAGAAUAAAGAAGAACAAGUACAUAAAAGAAAUAAAAAGAAGGUAAUUGAAGAAGAAGAAGCAUAUUCAGAUGACGAAGAAGUAGAAUCAGAAUCAGAAAAAGAGGAAGAAGAAAAAGUAGCCGCAGAUGUUAAAUCAGAGAUAGAGCGAAAAGGUAAGUCAAGGAAGAACAAAACAAAGUUCAAAUCAUGUAUGAUGUCGUUGGUUGAAAUGGGUAAAUAUCUACACAACUUGUUUUAAAGAGGAGAUUCAGAAAAUAAGGAGACGACACCCAACAGGAAAGCAUUGAAAAGAACUCCUUUCUGGGGGCUUCGUCGAACCAUUCUACACACAAGACAUGAGCAAUAUAGAAACAGAUAAGUGGCUAACAAAAAAAAUAUUGCAAUGCAACUGCUUAUUGGAGCUUUAGAUAAGAAAAAAAAUAAGUUCAAGUUUGGAGAUAACGAAUCUUCUUAUGAAUGCUCUCUAGAAGCAAAAGAUUUUUCACUGAUGUUUAAGGUAAGAAGGGUUACCGAGAGUUAGGAGUUGAAGAAGUUUCCGAAACAAAAGAAUGGAGCUGUAAUCACUGCAUGGUUAAAGACCAGGUUCAGACCAUAGAAAGGUGCAGAUUGGAGUGCAAAAAUAUCGAAGGCUGAAAUUGAGCGUAAACUAAGAGAUGCAGCUAGAGAUGAGUCUGACCCACAACAUUUUGUGAGACUCUUUGCUAUUUUGGAUAUGCAUAGUAUUUUUCUUCACAGAUGCUGGUGCAACGGGAUUAGCAAAGAAAUGGUUGCCUCAUAUUUUAAACAUGGACGAAGUCUCGUGGCCUGAUCACAUAGUAGACUUUCUGCUUAAAAACAUUAAAAAGCAGAAAGGAAAGCAUGGAAGUGUUCCUGGCUGCACAACUCUACUGCCAUACUGGUUCUACGAACAUACAUGAAACUACAUCAACAAGAGGUUAAAUUUUGAAAAUUCAACUCCAAGAUUUCUGAGAUGGAGCCAACACGCAUUGUGCAAGGCUCUUGGAAAAGAAUUUGAAGAGAAUGUUAACAAGGGAAUAGUAUAAUGACUUGGUUUAAACAUCAGGUUCAUGAAGACUUUUUUGAUCCUGUUACACAAGAAGAACUGUAUUUAAUUGACCUAUUAGCACCAGCAAGGAAAUUGCAAGAAGAGAAGCAGAAGAAUGAGGAAAUGACAGAAGAACUUGUGUAUCUUGAGUGUGAAAAACAGGAGAUAACUUAUCAGAGAAGUGGUCAAGCAAAAACAUUGAUGAACAACAUCAUCUUCCUGAAGAAUAUUAUUGACACCAACAGGGAUACAAUUCACUUGAAACCUGCAGAUGAAGAGAAACUUAAUGAUAUUGCUAAACAAGUGAAAGAGUGGAGAGAAAAGGAAGAGAACAAAAAGAAAGCAAGAUCAGAGAGUACUCAACAAUAAUUCAGAAGAGCAUCCAAAGAUAUGUUAGAUACUGACUCAACUCCAGUAGAGGAUACAAAUGGAGAACCAUCUGGAAAGGAGACUGAAGCUGAUUUGAAAGAUGAUUUGGAUGUAGACAAAGAACCAGAAUCAAGUCAACUGACGUUGUCAUUGUCAGAUGCAAAUCCAAGCAUUUUAGAAAAUAUGGGAUUUGGUGCAGGAUUAGAAGCAAAGAGAAUACAAGAAGCAAAUCUUCAAGUCAGCAAUGUGAUUGCACAGAUUGCUAAUUCAGGUCAACAGUUAGAAGAAGAAAAUGAAGUCAAUGAGGGAGAAAGGAGUACAAACAAGCAGGAAGCCAAAAUGGUCGCUACAUAUACUACCUCAAGCUUCAGCGCACCAAGCUUCCAUGCGAUCACUGCCGGAAUAUUUAAUCCUCCUCUUCCAGAAAUGGAAGAUGCUCUGACACAAGAAACGGAAUAUACUCCUACACAACAAACGGAAGAGGGAGAUUCUGGACCUGCAGACAACGACGCUGUAUUGGAAGGGCUUAAAGUGAUUUACAAACUAGAACAAAUCGAUGGGACAACUGAAGAAGAAGACACCACCCAAGAUGAUGAUGAUUCUGAAGCGACGCAGAGCGAAAGCAUUCAAUGUGACAAUACCGGAAGAGAAGCGAGGUAUAACACAAGGUCGUCAAGGAAUCCACCAAACAAAUUCACACCUCAAGGUAAAGUGAACAAGGGGAAGAGAGGAGCAAAGGGAAAGAAAAAGAAGAAGGGUGGAGGUGUUUGUUAGAGCAUAGCUCGGUCAACCUCGCAUGCGUUGCUAUCUCAAGCAUGUUUGUCAA
Molecule: messenger RNA, 2933 nt
Organism: Papaver somniferum (opium poppy)
Lineage: Eukaryota; Viridiplantae; Streptophyta; Magnoliopsida; Ranunculales; Papaveraceae
Exons: 7
Coding region: 2129-2881 (250 amino acids)
Source: RefSeq, a predicted model, not a curated record